Messenger RNA from Daktulosphaira vitifoliae (grape phylloxera), 1831 nucleotides. RefSeq lists its product as uncharacterized. The record is from RefSeq and is a predicted model, not a curated record. Bases 300 to 1682 code for a protein of 460 amino acids. The transcript has 2 exons. Lineage: Eukaryota; Metazoa; Arthropoda; Insecta; Hemiptera; Phylloxeridae.
CCGACUAAUAAAAAAUGAUUAAAAAAAAAUUUUAGUUGAAAAAUUAAUUUUAAUGAAAUAAACCUUUUUUAAUUAAGUUAAAAAAAAAUUUUAACUUAGCUAGUUAAAUUUAUAAUUUGAUAACUCUUAACUAUUAAUUUAUCAACAUUGUUCAUAAUUAACUUGAGUUAAUUAUUUCGAUUAACAUGCCCGUGAUUGAAAAUCAAUAUCUAUAAUUAUUAACUUUGUUAACACUUACACAUUGGCAUAAUUAGUAUUUCGUCCUGGGGAGAAUAAACGAUUCAGACAAAUCUAGCAAUAUGUCGAACGAAGAUUAUUUGGAUAGUUCGUCUUACGAAGAUGAUAAUAUUUUGAAGGAGCAUGUAAAUACUUAUAAAUUAUUCCGUCAACAUGUUAGAUUGUUUUUAGAAGAUACAAAAGCAGAAUUAAGUAUUGCUUUGGGGAAAAAAAGCGACUCCAUGGUAAAUGAAAGCUUUCUAAGAGGAAUCAACGAUGAGUUAGAGGUUUUAAUUAUUUCUAUUAUGCAAGUUCUUAAAAGGAAGAAAAAAAGAAACAAAAAAUUGAUUAACGCGAAAAUUUGGACAGUCGACCAUAUGAAUAUAAAUCAAUUAACAAACAAUAAAGAAAUAAAAGAUAUAGAGAGUAUAGGUGGAGACAAGCGGAAUAAAUCAAUUAGCAGAAAUAAUAAAAAAACAAUUUCUAAGAAAUUUCAGACAACGGAGAAAAUUUUAUUUACUUCAGAAAAUUGUCAUAGUUCGUCAUCAGAAUUGCUAAAUUUUCAGACAUCUGAUGAAUUGAAUCUCAAAUCCGACAGCAGUGACUCGUUUAUAAAUAUAUCUAAUGAUGUUAUAUUUCACAUAAGAACACCAGUCGUGGCUCAGUACCACGCAAAAAGAAAAAGGGAUAUUAACGACACCGAAGAUUCAGUAGUUCAAGAAUAUAAUGAAGAUUCGGUUUUACUAAACAAUCAAUAUUCCAAUAAUCAGAGAUUCUAUUCUAAUAAUGCUGAAUUGGAAUCGGAACAUGAAAUAAAAUUACCAUCAUUUUUAGCUAGUCUCAAGCCAAAAAAAAAAAAACUAUGUCAGUGCGGUUUAACUGAAGUUAGGGUGCCUCUUAAAUGGAGUCAAAAAUUGCAUGAUGAACUUCAUGCUAAUGCCACAUCUCUUGUUUUUUCAAAACAAAUGUUACCAGAUGGUAUUAAACAGAUUAAAAGACCAGCUGGAUUGUCCUAUACAAUUUUAAGAUUUGAUAAUAGUUAUCAUGAUAAAAAUAUAGCUGGAAUAAGAAGGUAUGCCUCCCUUGAACUUGGUAUAUCAGAAUCUGGGGUACGAUGGUUUCAGCGUACAGUAUUUAUUUCUGUGUUGAUGCCAUCAGAUACUAAAGUCAUUGGUUAUUUAGAAGUUGAACCUGCACAAUUCAGCAAACAGUUAAAUACUAAUGGAACAUUGAGUGAAUUACAACACCCAGUUAAAUAUGGUAUUUCUAAAAUUUGGGUUCAUACGAAGUACAGAUUUCAACAUGUAGGUACCUCAAUGAUAGAUUUUUUCAGACUCACAUAUUCACUUACAAAAGAUGACAUAGCUUUUGCAUCACAUGAUAUUCAAAAUAUAAAAUUUUUACAAAAGUAUAAAAGUGAAAACCCAGUAUUAAUUUAUACUGAAAGUAGAGCAUGGAAUCGUUAAUACGAUGUAUUAUUUUUAAAUAAAAGGCUGUUUAAAAACGAAUUAUUUUAUGUAUCUAAUUUUAUUUUACUUCUAGUUUGUAACUAAUGAGAUUCACUAUAUUAUUUCUUCUGUAUUAAUUUAAAAGAUAAUUAUUUUGUAAUAUUAAA